UGCCAUAUAACCUUUCUUUAAUGUAUCUUAACAUAUCGUUACGCUAAUGUUUUAGUAUGAUUUAAUACUCUUGGCUACACUACAAAAAUUAAGUAAACUCCUCCUCGUCAGCUACUCAGUAAAUUUUGUCAGUUCUUUGCCCCAGAGCUGAUUAGAAGACGAGGAGGUAUGAAGGUUCUGCAGACCUGUGUGUCAGAGUCUAAGCUGCUUCCUUUAGAGAGCCAGGCAGACUUGGCCAUGGACCAGGUCACAUUUAGAAGUGACACUGUUCUAUCUGAUGUGCACCUGCUGUUACCGAACGCUUGCCAUCUCAUGAAGAGACUGAACAGCGUAGGACAGCCAGUCUUCACUUCGAAGUUCAGGAUUCUGCGCGAUUGCGAUGGAAAGGAGUCAAGCGGUGAGUCGCCUGUCCGUGAGAGCACAGUUGCAUCGAAUGUUCCUCUGGAUGAAGAUGGGGACCUGGAUGUGCUCAGAAGGCCCAGAAGCUCCAGCAGUAACAGGGAUGCGGUAUGUCCCAUUAUCUUAAGUCAAUCUGCAGCAACGCUGACUGACGAGGAGGAAGAUUCAGAAGAGGAGGAUGGCGCCCGUGACGUCAUUAGGGUCGAGCAUACUAUGGCGACACCUCUGGAGGAUGUAGGGAAACAGAUCUGGCGUGGUGCUUUCCUAUUGGCCGAUUUCAUCCUGGCACAAGCCAGCAUGUUCACAGGCGCCACGGUCCUCGAGCUUGGAGCUGGAACGGGACUCGCCAGUAUUGUCAUGGCAAUGGUGGCCAAGACGGUGUACUGCACAGAUGUUGGCGAUGACCUUCUGAGCAUGUGUCAGAGAAAUGUGACUCUGAACAAGCAGCACUUUGAACCCCAAGAGAGCGAAAUAAGGGUGCGGCAGCUGGACUGGAUGGCAGAUGAUCUCUGCACAGACGCUGAUUUGGAUUUCUGCUGGACUGACGCAGAAAUAGGGGACUUGCAUGAUAAUACCACUUUUGUGAUCGCGGCAGAUGUGUGUUAUGAUGACGAUCUUACGGAUGCUUUGUUCAAAACAUUAUACAGACUUGCGAGCAACAUGCGGCACCCCAUCACAACCUACAUCUCCAUAGAAAAGAGAUUAAACUUCACACUGAGACACAUGGACGUGUCCUGUGAAGCAUAUGAUCACUUCCACCACUGCCUAGACCAGUUACAGCAGAUGACAGAUGGAAAGAUGAGUUUCAUUGUAGAGCCUGUCAAGAGCUCCUUCCCUCAGUUCUUCCAGUAUGAAAGGGUGGAACAGCUGGAACUUUGGAAGGUGACGGCAGAGAGACUUUAAUCUAUAGAACCAAAGGUUUUCAGCUUCCUUUUAACGCCAGGAUUUAUAUUUUAAUGUUUGCAGAAUUAAUCUUUUGUUUUUGUUUUUUUUCUAUUUUACUUAAACGUGAAAUUUAAAGUCCUUAGUCCUUAAUUUGCUUAAAAGUUAUUUAUUUAAAACUUUAAUAAAAACAAAAAAAAACAAAAAAAAAGUUUUAUCAGUGAAGGCUUUUCACUGUUCAUGUGAAAACGAGUGCUUAUGAAUGUUUUAUUGUUACAUGCUUUAUGAGUUUUUCAAAGGAUCAUUGGGAGAGACUUUGGGUUAAUACUGUUGGCAUGUUUUGUGAAUUUUUGAAAACAAACACUGAAUGUAUUGUUGUUGGGGUAGUAUAUUAUUACCUAUGCAAAAACUGUGUUUUGGCAAAUAUACAUUUUAAGAUGCUGAUGAUCAUCCAUUAGUAGAUCUGUAGAACUCUGAAGAUCAGUGUAAUUCCAUUCAAUUGAAUUAUGCUUGAGCUCACAUGUUAGUGGAUAUGUGUUUUCUAAACUAAUAAAAUGGUUUAAUGA
Molecule: messenger RNA, 1847 nt
Organism: Carassius carassius (crucian carp)
Lineage: Eukaryota; Metazoa; Chordata; Actinopteri; Cypriniformes; Cyprinidae
Gene: mettl22
Product: methyltransferase 22, Kin17 lysine
Exons: 11
Coding region: 169-1302 (377 amino acids)
Biological process (GO): protein methylation
Cellular component (GO): nucleus
Molecular function (GO): protein methyltransferase activity; S-adenosylmethionine-dependent methyltransferase activity
Source: RefSeq, a predicted model, not a curated record